Messenger RNA from Arachis ipaensis, 701 nucleotides. The record is from RefSeq and is a predicted model, not a curated record. NCBI's taxonomy places the organism in Eukaryota, Viridiplantae, Streptophyta, Magnoliopsida, Fabales, Fabaceae.
AUGAAAGAAAAGUGCUACAUCUGGGGGACACGACUGAAGACUUACGCAGAUGGCAGUACUAACGAGUAUGACCACAUGUGCACUCUGAUUGCCCAAGAUAAUUACAUUUUAUUUAGAAUGCACCUUGCAUCCCUCCAGGCAGAAAGUUAUAUAGAAUCUGAGAUUGUAUCUGCCAUGUGCCACAUCCUCAACCGGAAAAAUGAUAAAAGGUUUCAAGAACAAGUAUACUGUCUGCCCCUUGAUAUUGUGAGCAUGGCCCUUUCAAAGCACCCAAAGGGGGAAUUCAUAUCACCGAAAACCAAUAAAGAAUUCAGGGGAUAUGUAUUUUCAAGAUUGAGAGCAUAUGCUGGCGGGGAACCUCUACAGAAAGACGAGAAGGAGAAGCAAAUUAAAGCAUCAUAUGUUAAAAUAUCAGGCCAAAAAUCAAGCUAUGACUGCGGUAUAUACGUUAUGAAGUGGCUUGAGUUAAUUGAGCCGGAAAACAUUAAAAAGGGGAAGUAUGAAUGGGAUAAUUGGAAACAGGAGGAGGUGGACCACUAUAGAGUUGAGUAUGCUUCACGGAUACUAUUCAGUGAAAUGAAUAAAGAGAGAGAUCAGGCAAUUAGAGAGAGUAAUGUAAUAAGGCUGUCGAAGCCAUCCUCUGUAUUAUUGAGUCCGUUUUGUCAGAUAAAUUCUGCUGAUAUAGAAAUUGCGUAAUCCAA